Messenger RNA from Blepharisma stoltei, 1131 nucleotides. The record is from the annotation of a GenBank genome assembly. Lineage: Eukaryota; Ciliophora; Heterotrichea; Heterotrichida; Blepharismidae.
AUGGAAACUAUUCAUUCUUCUAGCUCAAAACAACCUUCUCAAGAUUUAAAAACCCAAUACCAAUACUCUGAUGAUGGAAAAGUUUUAAAUAUCAAUGAAAUCAACUCUAAUCCUCAAACUAGCUAUAAAUUCAUUAAAUCUAAAUAUUUAUCAGUACCUGUAAGAGUAAAAUUAAAACAAACUGAAGAGCUUGAUAAAUCAGUUGAAGAAACCAAAUUUGAAAGCCUAGAAGAUAAGUUUCCUCGUAAAAGGCUAAGAAAGCAUAAAUUUUCGAAUAAAAAGCCAAAAAAUGAUGAUUCACAAAUUCUGAAAAACAGAAAAAACUCUCAAAGCAAUGAAUGCUCCUCUGAAAGCGAGUCUUCUUUCGACUCAGAGAGCUCUCAAUCUUUGUUUGCUACAGAAUCUUCCAGUGAAUCUCAAGAAGAAGUUAUUGAAAAAGACACAUAUUGCGCUCUUGAAAAAAACCAUGAAAACAUUAUUAUGCUAAUUGAUGAGCUCCAUACAAACCCAAGCAAGGGGGCAAAAAUUUUAAAUGCAUUUGAUAGCAUUUUUGAUCCAUUUGACCAAGAAUCGAUGAAAAUAAUUUCGGAUACAAAUCUGAUCAAAAUCUUGAAAUCCUAUGGAUGAAAAGGUGAUCUUUAUGAGAUUGCUCAAAAAUUGAUUAAAAAAUGAAAAAACAGCAAAUAUUUAUUGCUGUACCCAGGAGAAGAUUGAGAAAGAAUACAUGAAAGUUUAGGCAAAAACUUUGUGAAUAAUGCAGCAAAGCAGGUUUCAGCUGAUCUUAGAAGAAUUGCUGAUAAUUUUCCAGAAAAAUUAAAUAAAACAUUGAUAAAAUGAAUGAGUCCUUUAAUAGAAGUUGUUCAAAAAAUUGCUGCAGGAAGCGAAGGAGAAAUAAAAAUUAAGGCGCAGAGUAUUAUGAAAGUUUGGAAUCAGAAAAAGGAAGAAAUUUUAAAAAAAGUCCCAGAAAAGUCUUUAAGAGAACAGAUGGAUGAAAAAUUAAAUCAAUAUAAAAGCCUUAAUAAGCCUAUUGUAGAAGAAAAAGAAAUUGAUAAAAAAGCCAUUAAUGUUGAUCUAAAUGCAGUUGUAAUUAAAAGGAGAAGGAGAACAGUAAAGCCUAAGCCUAAUAAAUAG